CUAUAUUUCUCCAUGUUUUUGAUGUUAGUAAAUAUUCUAUAAAGUAUUUGUACAAUCUGGAACAAAAAUGAAUUCUCCAAAAGAUGUCCUGCGAAAAAAUCUGAAGAUGGUUCAUGGCUAUCCCAUUGUCUAUUCCUUUGCAAACAACUGGGAAAAGAUUGAACAGUUCGAGAGCAGACCAGAUGACAUUGUGAUAGCCACCUACCCCAAAGCAGGUACUACCUGGGUUAGUGAAAUUGUGGACAUGAUUCUAAAUGAUGGAGAUGUUGAAAAAUGCAAACGAGACUUUAUUACUGCUAAAGUUCCAAUGUUGGAAAUGGUUCUUCCUGGACUAAGAACUUCAGGUUUAGAACAAUUAGAAAAGAAUCCAUCACCCCGGCUGGUGAAGACACAUCUACCAGUUGAUCUUCUUCCUAAAUCUUUCUGGAAGAACAACUGUAAGAUUAUUUAUACCGCUCGAAAUGCCAAGGAUGUUGCUGUCUCAUAUUACCAUUUUGACUUAAUGAAUAAUUUACAACCUCUUCCUGGCUCCUGGGAAGAAUAUCUGGAGAAAUUCAUAACUGGAAAUGUGGCCUAUGGCUCCUGGUUUAAUCAUGUUAAGAGCUGGUGGAAGAAAAAAGGAGAACACCCAAUACUUUUCUUGCACUAUGAAGAUAUGAAAGAGAAUCCAAAGCAGGAAAUCAAGAAGAUUUUUCAAUUUCUAGAGAAGAAUUUGAAUGAUGAGAUCUUGGAUAAGAUUAUCCAUCACACCUCAUUUGAAAUGAUGAAAGAAAACCCUCUGGUGAAUUAUACACACUUACCAAGUACAGUGAUGGAUCACAGCAAAUCCUCUUUUAUGCGCAAAGGAGUUGCAGGUGACUGGAAGAAUUACUUCACAGUGGCCCAAAAUGAGAAGUUCGAUACCAUUUAUAAGAAGGAAAUGUCUGGAACCUCACUUCAGUUCCGCACAGAAAUUUAAAGGGCCUAAGUCACAAACCUUGAGAAAAGAACAAAUUGACCUGCAGUUUGUUGAAACGGGGGCAGUAAUGACAUGACCUGGGCAAUCAAAUGGAUUUAUAAAAGAGAAACUGUGAUUUUAAAACUC
Choloepus didactylus (southern two-toed sloth) is the source of this 1084-nucleotide messenger RNA. RefSeq names its product sulfotransferase family 1B member 1 (gene SULT1B1). The record is from RefSeq and is a predicted model, not a curated record. The coding region runs from base 68 to 958 and encodes 296 amino acids. NCBI's taxonomy places the organism in Eukaryota, Metazoa, Chordata, Mammalia, Pilosa, Megalonychidae. Gene Ontology annotation, molecular function: sulfotransferase activity. The transcript has 7 exons. Gene Ontology annotation, biological process: sulfation. Gene Ontology annotation, cellular component: cytoplasm.